GCGGUGAGCCCGCCCUCGCAGCACCUGGCCCCCUUCCAGCUGGACGGAUCCGCCAAACGGGCCGGGCCAGCGCGGCCGGUCAACAUCGACCUGUCAGUGUGGAGGCCGGGAAAGACAGACCUGCAGUGGUCGGGCGACGUCUUCGUCGGCACGCCGCCUCAGAAGUUCAACCUCAUCUUUGACACGGGCUCGCCAUUCCUGCUUAUCCCCGCCAAGAACUGCACCACCUGUGGCACCCACCCUCGGUUCGACCCGACCGCGUCCAGCACGUUCGACGCCCAGCCCGGGUACAGAGCGUACGUCGGCUUCGGCAGCGCGGGCGGCGGCACCGUGGCUUCGCCGGAGCCGCAGGGCGCCAACUGCACCAUCGUCAGCGACACGGUCGGCAUGGGCACAGCGCGCGGGGCCCACAGCCAGUUCCUGGCCUGCGAUGUCUACUCGUCGCUGCUGACUGCCGAGCCGCCCGACGGCCUGUUCGGCAUGCCCUCGACCCCGAAUAUCACCCUGCCCAGACCGGAGUUCAGCUUCUCGCUCAUCCCGGACGGCUGCCGCGCCGGCGUGCUCACGCUCGGCGGCACCGACCCGUCGCUCUACGUCCCCGGCACGCUGCGGAAGAUCCCGCUGGACUGGCCGCUGUCGGAGUCGCGCAACUGGUUCGUGAUCGACGUGCGCGGCGCGCGCGUCGUGGACGGCGGCGGCCGCGGCGGGCCGGCGGCGGGAGGAGUGGCGGCACCGCCGCUGGCCAACACGACCGACGGGGUCGCGCUGGUGGACACGGGCAGCGCCAACAUGGUCACGCCGGACCGCGACACGACGCGGGCGCUGUACGGCCGCAUGUCGGACCAGAUCGUGCCGAUCGACGAGAUGGGGUCGUGGGGCGCGCCGUGCGCCCUGCUCGACCGCGUCGCCCGCGACGUCGUC
Molecule: messenger RNA, 921 nt
Organism: Thermothielavioides terrestris NRRL 8126
Lineage: Eukaryota; Fungi; Ascomycota; Sordariomycetes; Sordariales; Chaetomiaceae
Exons: 3
Biological process (GO): proteolysis
Molecular function (GO): aspartic-type endopeptidase activity
Source: RefSeq, a predicted model, not a curated record